CGUAGCUGCAAAUGUUCUUUGUUUUUUAUGUACCACAAAAAAGGAAGCUGUCUUCGUUUUAUAAUGUUGAGGCUGGUGCUUCCGUUGGUUCGCUAAAUAAAGAAGCGGGGGUUCUGUAAGGGGGGGGGGGGGAGAGAGAGAGAGAGUCCGGAGGGAACGAGGCCAAAAUGGGGACAGUAGCGGAAGGGCCAAAGGAGUCGGUGGUGCUGUACCCGUCGCCGGGGAUGGGCCACCUGGUGUCACUGGUGGAGCUGGGCAAGCUCUUCCUUCGCCAGGGCCUCGCCGUCACCGUCCUCAUCGUCGACGCCCCCUAUAAAACUGGCGACACCGCCCCCUUCAUCGCCGCCGUCUCCGACGCCCUACCCGCCCUCUCAUUCCACCGCCUUCCCCCGGUCGCCCUCCCUCCCAACCCCUCCCCCAACCUCGAGGCCCUCGCCUUCGACCUCCUCCGCCUCUCCAACCCUAAUCUCCGCCGCUUCCUCCUUUCCCUCUCCCCCUCUCCCCGCGCCCUCGUUGUCGACUUCUUCUGUGUCCACGCCCUAGACGUCGCUGCCGAUCUCGGCCUCCCCGCCUACAUCUUCUUCACCUCCGGUGCUGCCGUCCUCGCCACUUUCUUCCACUUUCCGGCGCUCCACUCUGCCUCCUCCUCCAGCUUCAAAGACCUCGGCCGCUCCCCUCUCCACAUCCCCGGCCUCCCGCCGCUGCCUGCGAACCACAUGCCGGUCCCCAUGCUCGACAGGGACGACGAGGCCUACAAGGGCUUCCUCUACAUGUCCGGCCGGUUACCCGACUCCCAGGGGAUCCUCAUCAACACCUUCGCUUCCCUCGAGCCGAGAGCCAUCGAAGCCAUCUCCGCCGGCCUCUGCCUCACUGACGGCCGGCCGACGCCACCCAUCUACCCCAUCGGUCCUCUCAUAGCUGCCGAGGGCCGGGGCAAACGGGGCAGAGAGGAGUGUCUCUCGUGGCUCGGCACCCAGCCCAAGCGAAGCGUUGUGUUCCUAUGCUUCGGGAGUCUCGGGCUCUUCUCAGCGGAGCAGCUCAGGGAAAUGGCCACCGGGUUGGAGCGUAGCGGGCAGCGGUUCCUGUGGGUCGUCCGGAGCCCUCCGAGUCACGACCCGGCGAAGAAGUUCGCCCCGCCGCCCGAGCCGGACCUGGACGUGUUGUUACCCGACGGGUUUCUAAACCGGACGAAAAGCCGGGGACUCGUGGUGAAGUCAUGGGCGCCUCAGGUGGAUGUGCUGAGCCACGAGGCGGUGGGCGGUUUCGUGACUCACUGCGGGUGGAACUCGGUGCUGGAGGCGAUCAUGGCCGGAAUUCCGAUGAUCGGGUGGCCAGUGUACGCGGAGCAGUGGAUGAACAAAGUUUUCUUAGAGGAGGAGAUUAGGCUGGCGGUGGCGGUGGAGGGGUACGACAAGGAGUUGGUGACGGCGGAGGAGGUGGAGGCGAAGGUGAGAUGGCUGAUGGAGUCGGAGGGGGGAAGGGAGCUGACGGAGAGAACGGCGGCGGCAAAGGAGAGUGCAGCGGCGGCGCUGAGGGAGGGGGGCUCGUCUCACUCGGCGUUGAUGGAGGUCGUCGGCCGCUGGAAGCGCAGCAGAGCGCCGUGAUCGCGUGCGGUGUCGUUUUCGUUUGGGACGUACGUAAGGGAUCGGCCAAAGUGGCGAAAUGUUAAAUUGCUUAAAAAUAUUAUUUACUAUUAAUGGUUUGGUAGUGUUUUAUUUUUUUUGCUUUGAAAUGGUUUGGCAGUGUUGGUUCAUGUUGUUUUGGCCCUUGCUGUGCUUGUUGUAUGGUUGCUCCUUGGGAACUUUUUAUCAAUAAAAAUAAGAAUUAUUUUUUUUGGUACAUAAAAAAAAAAA
Messenger RNA from Phoenix dactylifera (date palm), 1853 nucleotides. RefSeq names its product UDP-glycosyltransferase 88B1-like. The record is from RefSeq and is a predicted model, not a curated record. Lineage: Eukaryota; Viridiplantae; Streptophyta; Magnoliopsida; Arecales; Arecaceae. Gene Ontology annotation, molecular function: UDP-glucosyltransferase activity.